Messenger RNA from Corythoichthys intestinalis (scribbled pipefish), 766 nucleotides. RefSeq names its product interleukin-17F-like. Gene Ontology annotation, cellular component: extracellular region. The record is from RefSeq and is a predicted model, not a curated record. Gene Ontology annotation, molecular function: cytokine activity. The transcript has 3 exons. Lineage: Eukaryota; Metazoa; Chordata; Actinopteri; Syngnathiformes; Syngnathidae. Bases 207 to 626 code for a protein of 139 amino acids.
ACUGAUGACGAUUUAGGAAUACAUUUUAAAAUUCAUGUGACUUACAUGCUUGUACAGACACACAGAUAAAAAGGGUUACAUCAAGAAUGGUUGUCAAAACGCCUGACAAAGGAUGCAGUGAAGACCAACGACAAACAACAACAUAAAGAAGUAAACAGCACAAGCUUAAUCUACAGACUGUCCUGCCGUACCCGUGGAAAUCACUAAUGGAAAGGAUUCAGCAGCUGCGUGUAUUUUUGCUGUGCUUUCUGGCUGUCCACCAGUGCCUGGCUAUGACACUACAAAGCCAAUGUCUCGAUGAUUCAAUCUGUACGUACAAUUUUGAGGAUUACUACAGCCAGAUGGGUAACUUGCCCAACCGCAUCAAUGAGCGCAGUAUUGCCCCUUGGGAUUAUAUUAAAAACAUAGAUUUGAACCGGAUACCUCAGGUGAUAAGUGAAGCAAGCUGCCACACCAGCCACUCCUGCAGAGGGCUCGACAAUGCGUUUGGUCUCGAGACCAUACCUGUAGCGCUGAGAAUGCCCGUCCUUAAGAAGAAUCCCGGCUGUUUUCCGAUGGGAAGCUACUCCUUGGAGUUUGAACUCAUCAACAUAGCUUGUAUUUGUGCUAUUGCCAGACACAGCUGAACAUGGUGGUUGAUGACCAUGUCAUUAAUGGUAAUGUUAAUUGUUCCUUGUUGAAAGGGACUCAUGAGAGGAUUACAUACUGUAUAUUCCUAAAGUGUAACUGUACAUUGCCUCGUACCAAUCACUUAAAAUAAAUAAAA